Notolabrus celidotus (New Zealand spotty) is the source of this 2108-nucleotide messenger RNA. RefSeq lists its product as uncharacterized. Bases 143 to 1543 code for a protein of 466 amino acids. The record is from RefSeq and is a predicted model, not a curated record. Lineage: Eukaryota; Metazoa; Chordata; Actinopteri; Labriformes; Labridae. The transcript has 7 exons.
GCAUUUCAGCGCGAAUCUUGGCAUCUACCUCAUUCUUCCCUUUUCGUUUGCAGAGAUAUCCUUGCAAAAGGUCCUACAAAGCCUAAUUCUGUUGAGGAAUACCUGAAGGACUUCAUCCAGGACCUGAAGCAUGUAACUCAGCAUGCCCCUCUUCAGCAUUGUGGAGUUCAGAGAGGAAGUGUCAAGUGAAGGAAGGGCUCUUGUGGAUAUUAUUCCAUCAUGUUGGUUCACUGAUGAGGACAAGACGGACUGUUUUUGGCCAGCAGGCCACAAUCUUAAUAUCACCAAGGCAGUGAAACAGCGGCAAAGACCAGAUGCUUCAUGGGGGACAUACAGUGUGCGUGCACUUGGACAUGCAGACACAUAUGAGGAUGCUCGACGCAAGCUUGCACGAGCAGAGGCUACUUCUGAUCUUCAAACAGACAACGAUGUACCAAAGAAGAGACAAAGAAGGCGAUCCAUGAGAGCCCCACCCCUUGAAUCAAGUGAAGAGGAAUCCGAUACAUGUGGUGACGAUGAAGUGCCUCCCUCUCCUCCCAUUGAAUUUGGUAGCCAUUUUAAAGCAUAUAAGCCAAUUGUAAGUGCGAGAGUAACCAGUCACGAUGCUUACUCAGGAAGCACCAGUACACCAUACAGAGUAAAUGACUAUAGUUCCACCCCGACUCUGCAAAGCCCCAGUGCCACCCCGACUCUGCAAAGCCCCAGUGCCACCCCGACUCUGAGAAACCCCAGUGCUACCCCGACUCUGAGAAGCCCCAGUGCUACCCCGACUCUGAGAAGCCCCAGUGCCACCCCGACUCUGAGAAGCCCCAGUGCUACCCCGACUCUGAGAAGCCCCAGUGCUACCCCGACUCUGAGAAGCCCGAGUGCCACUCCAACUCUGAGAAGCCCGAGUGCCACUCCAACUCUGAGAAGCCCGAGUGCCACCUCAUGUGUGAGCAGUGCCAGUAGCGCCUCCUCAAGUCUUAACAGUGCCAGUAGCCUUGGAGAAGCCAUGUGUAUAAAAUUGCUAACUUUACUUGAGGAAGUGAAGGACACACAGAGAGUGCAUAGCAAAAUGCUUAACACUUUGCUGAAGCAAAGAGAGGCUUCGACGUUGUCAGAACCACCACAGGGAGCAGUGUUUCCGUUAACAACUAUUGAUGAUGUCCAGGCCAUGAACGAGAAGCUGUCAGACUUGGAGUUCAUGUCAAGGGUUGUUGCCAUGGUUGGAGAAAUUGGAGGUUCUUCGAUAGAUGACGCAACCCGAAGAAUGAUGGCGUUUAUAAUGUCACCUGACCUGGCACUGCAAUACAACCUCUUUGGACGUCAUGGGAAGAAACCCUUCAGGGAGCUACGUCUAUUUGAUCUUGUUUACGGAGCACUGAAGAAGAACAUCCUUACAAAGGACAUAAACCACAAGGAUGCGGAGAAGGCUUUCUCAAAAUGGUUUACAGGAGCUCGGGACAGAGGGGGCAAGCGGGCCGUCAGAGCACAGAGGGAGUUCAACAGAAGGGGUGAAACACAGGCUCUUCAGUCUCAAGAUGAGACACAAAUCCAAUAGAGGUCAACGAUCUGGUACUGGAGGUAAAAGUCUAUAUACGGACAAUUGUUUGUAUACGGAUUUUAAAAAAUGUCAGUUGAGGGUUUGAUUGGCAAAUUUAUUUUCAAAAACUAGAGCUAAAAAAAAGUGGGUGGGCAGCGUUGUGACUGUCCUCCUGUGUGAAGAUUUGUGUGGAGUUUUUUUGUUCAAAGUUGGCAAUGUUCGUUUUCUGUUCAACCUUGUCACUCUUUUGUACCAUCUGUUCUCAACAUAUGCAGUUUGUGUAUUCACUAGUUACAGUGGGGUAGUUUAACUCAGACGGUGAUGAUGACACUGACUCAUAGUCCGCAAGUUGUUCUGCCUAUAUAGCCCAAAACCUCUUAUUCACACUGUUUUAAGUCAAACCAAAGCUCUACAAGGUUGAAAUUUAUACUUUUUUUAAAAGAACAGUGAAGACCUAACUAUGGUAAAAGUAGUUAAAAAUAGUUCCCAUGCCUGCCAUUGUGGUUUCUGUUAUGUAUUCCAUGAUAUUUUGAGCAGUAAAGCGAAAGCAGCCAUUUGCAAUGCUUACAAUGCCCAAUGUUUA